AUAUCCCCCGCAAAUAUCGUCUUCCCUGAAAGGUGGUACUGGAGACAAGGAGGGAAACAAUCCCACCGCUCGCUGUUAGCAAAGGCACGGCUAUUGAGGACUAUUUUGUUUCUUAAACACACUGAAGGAAAACGGCAGUACACCAGAGAAGCCGGGUUUCUGUGACAUCCCCGAGCCCGACACACAAAGGAAGACCAAGGUGAAAAAGGGGAGCCAGGAUACAUUGGGAAGAGAGGAAUACAAGGACCCCCCGUAGGACCUGGACAGUGAGGACCAAAAGGAGGAAAGAAGGAUCAGGGACUCAGUGGUGAGGCAGGACUUCCUUCUUGGAGGGGACAAAUUGCUCCUAGGAGACCUCCGGGAACUGCAGGCUACAAGGGGCAACUGGGUCCAAGAGAAUGACAGCCAGGGAGAGGAUCCACAAGGACAAGGUUGCUGUGGCCGCAUCCAGGUUCAGGACCCCUCCUGGGACAAGGAGGAGCCUCAGGCUGCAGAGGGGAGAGACGGCAGAUGACCCUCCUUCUCUGCGACUUCGGCUGCUUCCCUGCUGCUGGCUGUGAGGUCUGGCUCCUCUCUGCCUGCCUGUGCUAAACUCUUCAUGCUGCCAACAUGUGGAGCUCACCGGGGCCCAUCUUGGCAUUUGUGAUGUUGGUUGUUAUCGCCGUGCACGCCGGAGUGAAGGUGACCCCAGCUGUGAAGUACACGAAGACGAAGCCCUUGCAGCUGGUGGGCAACGGUGCCUCUCGCACCCCCCUCACCCCUCUCACGGGGAAAAGCCCGUUUGCGGCAGCACCGGGCAGAGCCAAGUUACCCACCCCAAGCCCCGCGACCCAAGGGGCCACCACGCUCUUCCCCUUCGAGAACUACACACUUGACACAGCCGAUUUCUUCUUCAACUGCUGUGACUGCUGCCCGCCUGCCGCGGGGCCCUGGGGGCAGCCGGGAGAGCAGGGACCCCCAGGUCCCAAGGGGGAGAAGGGAGAUGCUGGUCUGCAGGGUCUGCCAGGAACCCCAGGUCCUCAAGGUCCAAAAGGUUCUAAAGGAGAAAGAGGAGGCAAAGGGGAGCAAGGCGAGAGAGGAGUAAGUGGAAACCCCGGUUAUCCAGGCAAACCUGGGCUGCAAGGUGAAGCUGGAGUAAAAGGCAAUAAGGGCAGCUACGGCUUCCCUGGACUGAAGGGACAAAAGGGGUCCAAAGGGGACACUUGUGAGAACGGGACCAAAGGAGAAAAGGGAGAUAGGGGGGAUGCUGGAGACCCGGGGGUGGAUGGAGAACAGGGUGACAAAGGGGAAAAGGGAGACAUAGGGGAGAAGGGGUACUGCGGGGAGCCGGGGGGAAGAGGUGCGAAGGGAGAAAGAGGGGAAGGGGGGACAAAGGGAGAAAAAGGGAGCAAAGGGGAGAUGGGGGUAGAGGGUAUUCAGGGGGUGGAUGGAAAACAGGGAGAAAAGGGCGAGCAAGGAAGUAAGGGUGAAAAAGGGGACCUGGGACCCGCCGGCAUGACAGGACCUUCUGGGCCCAAGGGGGCCGCCGGCAGCAAGGGGGGCCGAGGGGCUCCGGGAAAGAAAGGCUCCCGUGGGGCGAAGGGUGUCCGAGGGGACACCGCAAAGCUCCUGCGAUCGGCGUUCAGUGCCGGCUUGUCCAAGCCCUUCCCUCCACCCAACGUCCCCAUUAGAUUUGACAAGAUAUUGUACAACGACCAAGAAGAUUACAACCCUUCCACUGGGAAAUUCAACUGCAGCGUGCCCGGGGCGUACGUCUUCGCUUACCACCUGACGGUGAGAGGGCGUCCAGCCCGCGUCAGCCUCGUCGCCCGCAGCAGGAAGGUGGCCAAAGCCCGUGAGACGCUCUACGGCCAGGAGAUCGACCAGGCAUCCUUCCUGACGGUCCUGAAGCUGAGUGCGGGCGACCAGGUGUGGCUGGAGGUUGCGCGGGACUGGAACGGGGUCUAUGUCAGUGCUGAAGACGACAGCAUCUUUACGGGGUUUCUUCUGUAUCCAGAUGUUUUUGAGAUCCUGCUAUAGAUUUAAAGGGCAAAGAUGGUACUGGGAAACAUGCCUUUCCCUCUGCCUGUGAGAGGAGAAAUGAGCAUCAGUUUAGCAUAUUGGUUUAGUUGCUAGGUUUCGUGAGCUUUUAACAAAAAUAUUUAUGUUUGCAAUAUAUGGAUUAGUUUUAACUAGCAGCCCCGAGAAGCGGCACGUCCUUUGCGCAGGUGGGUGAUGACUAAGAGAAACCAUUGUCUAAACGCCAGCAGGAGCGGCAUGGGGAAGGGAUUUCAUAUCACAGACUUCAGGUUUGUGAUUAGCCUAUUCAAAUUAUGUAAUGAAACUCAUUGUCCAACUGCAAUUUUAAUCAUGCCUGCUCCUGCAAUCCUUGCAUGGUCAAAACUCUGGAAAUCAGUGCUCAUAACCAUUGGUCUUGGUAAAGAUUGCAGAGUUUGAUUUAUAGAGCUUAAUCAGAUGUGAACAUGAGCAGUAGGUUUCUUGAAAUCACAUUAAAAGAUUUAAAGUUGUUUUAUCAUUGAAUCAGUAUUAUCUAGUACUUUAGACUUGGUCAUGAAUUAUAUAAAGGUUUCUCUAAAAUAGUAUUAGAGCUAUUUGAUCAGUGUAAAAAAACCCUAACUAUUGUCCUUAGGCAAAAAUAUAUCUGACACUUUCAAAAGUAACUGAGAUAUGGAUAAUCCACCUUAUUAGGCUACUCAGAAACGACCUGUUUCUGAGCCGCUGAUGACUCAGCUGAUGCUGCGGGGUUGGCCCUCGGCUGCAGGGAGGAGGAGGCAGCAGCCGGGAGCAGGCUUUGGCACUCACUCGAGUCCUGAGGCGUUGUGGUGGCCCAGUGGACUUGUGGGCACGUUUUUAAAAAGCUGGUUUACCAAAAUGGAACUAAAUCCUGUGAAAUAAAAGUGUGACAUUAAAUAA
This is a messenger RNA of Aquila chrysaetos chrysaetos, 2913 nucleotides long. It is a transcript of the gene OTOL1, whose product is annotated as otolin 1. Gene Ontology annotation, molecular function: protein binding. Lineage: Eukaryota; Metazoa; Chordata; Aves; Accipitriformes; Accipitridae. The transcript is spliced from 8 exons. The coding region runs from base 610 to 2019 and encodes 469 amino acids. The record is from RefSeq and is a predicted model, not a curated record.